AUGCGUGAGUUUAAAGACUGUCUUGAAGAGAUUGAAGUCUUUGAUAUAAACUGGACAGGAUUACAUUUCACAUGGAGUCAAAAGCCCAAAGAAGGUGUUGGUUUGCUGAAAAAGAUUGAUAGAGUGUUGGGCAAUGCUUCGUUCGUUAGUGCCUACCCGGAAUCGGUUGCCAUUUUCAAGCCCUAUGGUAUCUCGGAUCACUGUCCUUGUGUCUUAAAGCUUUUCUCGGCUGGUAAAUCUAAACCAAAACCUUUCAAGUUUGCAAACUUCCUGGUUCAUAAGCCGGGUUUCUUGGAUAUUGUCAAGUCUAAAUGGGAUGUGCACAUUAAUGGAGUUCAUCAGUUUCGAGUUAUCAAAAAACUCACGCUUAUGAAAUCUUCGCUUCGUGUCCUCUUGUUUCAACAAGGUAAUCUUCACGAAAAGGUAGCAAAUCUACGUGCCAAACUUGGGGGUCUUCAGAACGAUAUUGAUAUGGAUCCCCUAAACGAUGUUUUACGUUCUCAAGAAGCGGCUAUGCAAAAGGAUUUUCAGGAGGCAUUGCUUGAUGAGGAAAGAUUCCUCAAGCAGAAAUCUAAAGUGGAGUGGCUCCGUGCGGGUGAUGCUAAUACGGCUUAUUUCCAUUCAUCCUUAAAGUGUAAAAAUCAUUUUAAGCUUAUUGAUGUGAUAUCGGAUUCGAAUGGCAACUUUUAUGAAGGGGAUAAUGUGGCUGCGGCUUUUGUCAGCCAUUAUGAGCAGUUUUUGGGUUGUGCGGGUCAGCUUUCUUUACAGCCAUCUCCGGAUAUUUUCACUAAUAAGCUGGAUUCUGAUUCUGCUAAUCAUAUGACGCGACCGGUUACUUUGGAGGAAGUUAAAUCAGCUAUGUUUUCGAUUGGGAAUGAUAAGGCCCCUGGUCCUGAUGGUUACACGGCUGCAUUUUUUAAAAGUUCUUGGCAGAUUGUGGGGAGUGAUGUUUCAAAUGCUGUUCUUGAUUUUUUCAAUACUGGUAAUCUGCUGAAGCAACUCAAUCAUACGUUAGUCGUUCUGAUCCCUAAGGGGAAAAGAGGGUUAAGGCAAGGUGAUCCAUUAUCCCCUUAUCUUUUCACUCUCGUGAUGGAAGUUUUGACGUGUAUUCUCAACCAUGCUACAAGGAUUGAUUCGUCUUUCAGGUUUCAUAAUAAAUGUGAAAAGCAGCGUAUUGUUAAUCUUUGUUUCGCGGACGAUUUAUUCCUUUUUGCUAGAGGAGAUGUGGGUUCGGCUCGAUGUAUUAUGUCUUCGCUCACGAAGUUCACUCGAAUGUCGGGGCUGAUUCCGAGUGCGCAGAAAAGUACAGGAUUUUUUUGUAAUGUGCCGAUUAAUGUUAAAAGGGAAAUCUUGUCUAUCAUGCCAUUCGUGGAGGGUUCGCUGCCGGUGAAAUAUUUGGGGGUUCCGCUUAUUUCUUCUAGACUGUUGUACAAGGAUUGUAGUGUUCUUGUGGAGCGUCUUGAAAAUCGGAUAGAUAAUUGGAAGAACAGAAUGUUAUCUUUUGCUGGCAGGUUGCAAUUAAUCAUUUCCGUCCUUUCAGCUCUUCAUGUGUACUGGUCCUCGGUUUUUAUUUUACCAGCUAGAGUCAUUAAGGAGUUGGAAUCAAAAAUGCGUAAUUUUCUUUGGGCUCAAUCUCCUUCUCAGCGGGGUAGGGCGAAAGUGUCUUGGAGUUCGGUUUGUGUGCUGAAACAUGAGGGAGGUUUGGGUAUUCGACGGAUCGCGGAUGUUAAUAAAGCUCUCAUGGUGUCGCAUAUUUGGAGCAUUCUAAGUAACCGUAACUCGCUUUGGGUGGCUUGGAUUCACUCUUAUCGUCUAAAAGGUCGGAGUUUUUGGGACCAUAGGGUUCCGACUUCUUGCUGUUGGAGUUGGAGGAAGAUGUCUCAACUUAGGCCUUUAAUCCGUCAGCAUGUUUGGUCUCAAAUUGGGAACGGUAAUAACACAUAUGCUUGGUUUGACUUGUGGAGUACUAUCGGUCCGUUAUGCAAUUUUCUAACUCCUAGAGUUAUAACCAGAGAGGGUUUCUCGUUGAAUGCAAAAGUGGCGGAUGUCUAUACGGAGGGUUCUUGGUUAUGGCCGGAUGCUUGGAGAGAUACUUAUCCGGUGCUUAUACAAUUAGAUCUCAUGCAACGAAACGUGAAUAAUCAGGAUCGGCUGUUGUGGAGGGAUGGUGAUAAGCUUAACGAGUACUCCUCUUCAGGGGUUUGGAAUUCGGUUCGGGCUAGGGAGCAGGAGGUGAAUUGGGCAAGUAUCGUUUGGUUCUCUCAAUGUGUUCCUCGGCACGCCUUUUUGAUGUGGCUCAUUGUUCGACGAAAGCUUCUAACGCAAGACAAGGUCUUGCAAUGGAGCUAUCCACGGAGAAAAAAUAUGAACAUGAUGUGCUGCCUCUUGUGCUAUGAGAAUGUGGAUUCGCAUGAUCACUUGUUUUUUGAAUGCAAGUUGUCCAAGGAAAUAUGGUGUACGGUCCGAUCUAAAGUUGGUAUGGAUAGAGUUGAACCAAGAUGGACCGAGAUUGUGGAGUGGUUGAAGCAUCGGUCGCGGUCGAAAUCGGCGACAAACCUGCUUUGUAAAUUGAUAGUUGCAGCCUCUAUGUAUGUUAUUUGGCAGGAAAGAAACAAUCGUUUGUUCAAAAACCAUGCGAGGCCUCCGGACAUCAUUUCUAAAGCUGUGAUAGAAAGUGCGAGAUACAAGUUGAUGGGGCUCAGAUUCAAGAACACAAUCAGAGUUCGGGAGUUGCUGGAGAAAUGGGAGAUUCACGAUGCCGAGUUACUUAUGGAGAAUGGUUAA
This is a messenger RNA of Helianthus annuus (common sunflower), 2784 nucleotides long. RefSeq lists its product as uncharacterized. The transcript has 2 exons. The coding region runs from base 1 to 2784 and encodes 927 amino acids. The record is from RefSeq and is a predicted model, not a curated record. NCBI's taxonomy places the organism in Eukaryota, Viridiplantae, Streptophyta, Magnoliopsida, Asterales, Asteraceae.